Molecule: messenger RNA, 3750 nt
Organism: Tetranychus urticae (two-spotted spider mite)
Lineage: Eukaryota; Metazoa; Arthropoda; Arachnida; Trombidiformes; Tetranychidae
Source: RefSeq, a predicted model, not a curated record
AAUGAAAGAAAGCAAAAACCCAAGAAGAAAUGGUUAUUGACAUUUAAGACCCGCAGUGAAAUAGACUAAUUUAUUAGUUUUGUUGUUUUUUGUUUCAGAAAUCAUCUUUUGUUAUCAUCUUCAUCUUUUCUUACCAUUUUCGGUAUAUUUUUGGUAAUUAUAAACCAGGAUCAAUGUUGAAUUAAGAUUUUUACCACCAAGACAAUGACGUUAUUAUGAGUGAAAAAGAAAAUGAAGCAAAAAAGAUUAAACUUGAUUCCUCUGGUAUUGGUAUAAUAGAAUCAUCCGAAUCUAACGGAGCUAUCAUGUUGAACGAUUCUACAUCUAAUUGUCCAUCACCUUCACCAUCUCGUGUGGUUCACAUACGGAAUGUUCCCAUAGAAGCUACUGAAAAUGAUGUUCUCAGUAUUGGUACUCCAUUUGGUGAGAUCACCAAUGUUCUUUUGGUGAGAGGAAAAGGUCAAGCCUUCUUAGAGUUUGUUGACUCAUUCUCUGCUCAACAAAUGGUUAACUGUUGGUCUGAUCCUAACAACUCACCGAUGCAACUUUGUAUUCGGGGAAGACAAGUAUGUGUCCAGUUUUCAAAGCACAAAGAACUUAAAAAAUCUCUUCUUGGAACAAAUGCUGGUUCAGACAGCAGCUAUCAAAGUACAUCUCCUCAAAAUAGUAGACAUAUAAGCAACGGUGAUUCUGUAGGAGCAAGUUCCGUUUUCUCUAAUCCAAAUCAUCCUUUAAGCGGAUCAAAACAUCUCUGUUCUAUUUGUGGUGAUCGAGCCUCUGGGAAACAUUAUGGUGUUUACAGUUGUGAAGGAUGUAAAGGAUUUUUUAAAAGGACUGUUCGUAAAGAUUUGUCUUAUGCUUGUCGGGAAGAACGAGAUUGUAUCAUAGACAGACGACAAAGGAAUAGGUGUCAAUACUGUAGAUAUCAGAAAUGUCUCGCUAUGGGAAUGAAAAGAGAAGCCGUGCAAGAAGAAAGACAAAGGAAUAAAGAAAAAAGUGAAAACGAGGUUGAAAGUACAAGUAACUCACAGAAUGAUAUGCCUAUCGAAAGAAUACUGGAAGCUGAAUUACGAGUAGAACCUAAGAAUGAAGACAUAGAUUCUCGAGAUCCCGUUAGUGAUAUCUGUCAAGCGGCAGAUCGACAACUUUACCAAUUAAUUGAAUGGGCUAAGCAUAUUCCUCAUUUCACCGAGUUACCCGUUGAAGAUCAAGUUAUUUUACUUAAAUCAGGAUGGAAUGAGCUUCUCAUUGCAGGCUUUUCUCAUCGUUCAAUGUCAGUUAAAGAUGGUAUCAUGUUAGCCACUGGUUUGGUUGUUCAUAGAAACUGUGCUCAUCAAGCGGGUGUAGGUGCUAUUUUUGAUCGCGUGUUAACUGAAUUAGUGGCUAAAAUGAGAGAAAUGAAAAUGGACAAAACUGAACUUGGUUGCUUACGAUCUAUUGUAUUAUUUAAUCCCGAAGCUAAAGGACUCAAAUCAACACAACAAGUUGAAAAUUUACGUGAAAAGGUUUACGCAAUCCUGGAAGAGUAUUGUAGACAAACUUAUCCUGAUCAAUCUGGCCGUUUUGCUAAAUUACUUCUUCGUCUACCUGCCUUACGGUCAAUUGGUUUAAAGUGUUUGGAACAUUUAUUUUUCUUCAAAUUGGUUGGAAACACAUCUAUUGACAGUUUCUUGUUGUCCAUGUUAGAAUCUAAUUCAGACUCACUGCGUGUAUGGUUCAAGUUUUGGACAUCGAUGUCAAAUAAACGAGGUUCUGAAGAUCUUCUCCACCAGGACAAUGACGUUAUUAUGAGUGAAAAAGAAAAUGAAGCAAAAAAGGUUAAAUUGGAAUCGUCUGGUGUUAGUACAAUAGGAUCAUCUGAAUCUAACGGCGCUAAAAUGUUAAACGACUCUUCAUCAAACUGUCACUCUCCUUCACCAUCUCGUGUAGUUCACAUACGAAAUGUUCCCAUGGAAGCAACCGAAAAUGAUGUUCUCAGCAUCGGUACUCCCUUUGGUAAAAUUACUAACGUUCUCCUUUUAAGAGGAAAAGGUCAAGCCUUCUUAGAGUUUGUUGACUCAUUCUCUGCUCAACAAAUGGUUAAUUACUGGGCUGACCCAAACAACUUACCCAUCCAACCUUGUAUUCGUGGUAGACAAGUCUACGUCCAAUUUUCUAACCACAAAGAACUUAAAAAAUCUCUUCUUGGACCUAAUGCUGGUUCAGAUGGCAGCUAUCAAAGUACAUCUCCUCCAAAUAGUAAACAUAAUAGUAGUAACGGCGACUCUCUGGGAGCAAGUACAGUUUUAAGAGUCAUCGUUGAUAAUAUUGUCUACCCCGUUAGUCUUGACACUUUCUAUCAAAUAUUUUCUCGCUUCGGAAAAGUGACCAAAAUCGUAACCUUCACCAAGAAUGCCACAUUCCAAGCAUUGAUACAAUAUGAAUCAAGUUUCAACGCAUCAACAGCUAAACAAGCAUUGGAUGGUCAACAAAUGUUUUCAUCUGGAAAUGUCUUACGUAUCGAGUUCUCCAAAUUAUCAAAUAUCAAUGUUAAAUAUAACAACGAUAAAAGCCGAGACUUUACAAAUCCUUUAUUACCUCCCGGUGGAUCACUCCCUGGUUCCUUGGCUGUUAAUCCAUCGCAUGCCUUCUCAACUUUAUCAUCACCAGGAAUUCAUGGGAUGGGUAGUGUACUAUUAGCUUCAAAUUUAAAUGAGCAGAUGGUCACUCCAGACGCUCUUUUCACUCUCUUUGGUGUGUAUGGUGACGUGAUGCGAGUGAAAAUACUUUUCCACAAGAAGGAUAAUGCCCUGAUUCAAAUGAGUGAGCCUCAACAAGCUCAACUAGCUAUGACUUACCUUGACAAAGUCAAGCUAUUUGGUAAACCAAUGAAGAUUUCUGCAUCGAAAUAUUCUUGCGUUCAAACACCCAAGGAGGGUCAACCUGAUUCAGGUUUCACCAAGGAUUACACCAAUUCAACACUUCACCGAUUCAAGAAACCUGGCUCCCGAAACUAUCAAAACAUUUACCCACCAAGUUCAACGCUUCAUCUUUCCAACAUUCCUUCAUCCGCCAACGAAGAAGAUAUUCGAGAAGCAUUUGAACAAGUUGCAGGCGUCCAAGUGGUUAACUUUAAAUUUUUCCCUAAGGAUCGUAAAAUGGCCUUGACUCAAUUAGCAUCGGUUGAAGAUGCAGUUCAUGCAUUGAUAAAGAUGCACAACUAUCAGCUGUCUGAGGCCAGUCAUCUGCGAGUAUCUUUCUCCAAAUCUUCAAUAUGAUCAAAUACAGCUAACUCCUAUUAUUCAUUUAUUAAUCUUUACUUCGCAUCAUCCUUCCAUUAUCCGUAUUUUUAUCAGCGUCGGUGACUCCUGAGACGGUGGUUGGUAAAAGAAUAGUGAUGCUAGCUGUACUUUAAGCUAUUGUAAAGAUGAGGAUCAUCGGAAAUCAACUGUUUUAAUGAAACAUCCGUACCUUGUUAAUGAAAAUACUUAUUGCUAACCACUAAUUUUCGAGAAAGACUUGGAUAAUUAAUUAUGAAAGCUUCUUAUUUCUUUUACCCCUUCCCAUCUCAUCUGUCUCUACUGCAAGCUACUAAAGAAACAAAACAAAUGCAACUUCUAUUAUCUUCGACCUUACUUAAUAUUAUUUUUCCUCUCUUUCUUUAUCUGUUUUCUUACUUCACUUUCUCUUUUUCAUUCACAUAAUUCUAUCUAGUGUUUAUCCGUCUUAUAUUUCUCUUAUUAAACUUUAUCUUCCUUUUUCCUUCAAACU